UGCCCCUCCACCCCCGUAGCCGGGGUGGUGACCCAAGCGGGCCCCGCCGCCCCCUUGCCAUUGUGACGCAGCGCGGGCCGGCCCUCGGGGGGCGCGGACGGGGGCAGAGCCCCUGGAGCCAUGGCCGAGACUCAGGAGCUGCUGCUGCAGCUGCAGAAGGACAACCGCGACGGGCGCCUGCGGAAGCAGGAGCUGGAGGAGCUUGUGCGCGGGCUGGAGGCGGAGAGCGAACUCCUGCACGGGCGCCUGCAGAACCUGCGCGAGCGCGAGCGGAGCUUGCGGCGCAGACGCGGCCAAACGGCGCGCACCCUGAGAGCCGAGGCGCGCGAGGCAGCGCGGGAGCGAGCGGAGCGAGCGCGCGCGCUGCUGGAGGCGGUGGAGCAGCGCCAGCGGAACCUGGAGCAGCACAACCGGCGGCUGCAGGAGCAGUGGGAGGAGCUGUCGAGUCAGCUCUUCUACUAUGGAAGGGAGCUGCAGAGUCCGCCACGCGAGGAGCAGCAGCUCGGGACGCAGCUGCUGGCGCUGCAGAAGCAGCUGGAAGCGGCGGAAAGCCGGCAGGCGGCGCAGGCCGAGAGCCUGCUGCAGGGCACGCGGCGGAUUGAGGAGGCCUGGGCCAACUUCCAGGAGCAGAGCGAAGUCCUGCAGGAGCUGCAGGAGAAGGUGACGAAGGCGGCGGCCGCGCUGGACGCCGCGCGGGGCAGCCAGGACCUGUGCGACCCCCGGCUCCGCCGCGGGCAGGACUGCGCCGGCUCGCUCAUGGAGGAGGUGGCCAAGGCGGACCGCGUUCUGGGCGCUGGGCGCGCUGCAGAUGCUGCUGCUGCUCCCGCUCGGCCUGCUGGUCCUGCCGCUGCUCUACCUGCUGCUGGUGAACCCCGCCACGCUGCCCCCCGGGCUCCCGCGCCUGGGCUCGGCCGCCUUCUUCCGUCGCCUGCGCUACACGCUGUCCCCACUGCUCGAGCUGCGCGCACACCGGCUGCUGCCCGCAUAGCGUCAUCACGCGGCCGCGGCCUCCCGCACCUCUGUCUCCGAGUGGUUUUUGGGUGCAGGGAGGGCGGUGGAGACGCGACGCAGGUCUGGAGAGGCAGGUGGGGAGGGGGACGGGAGGUGGAGCGCCUGGUUAAGCGCACAUAGUACUAAGUACAAGCACUCGUGCAAGUACCCGGGUUUGAGACCCUGGCUUCCCCCCUGCAGGGGGGGCGCUUCACCAGCAGGUCUGCAGGUGUCUAUUUUUUUUUUUUUUACCAGAGCACUGGUUCAGCUCUGGCUUAUGGUGGUGCGGGGGAUUGAACCUGGGACUGUGGAGUCUCAGGCGUGAGAGUCUGUUUGCAUAACCAUUAUGCUAUCAACCCCCCCCCCACGUGCUCUCUAGCUUUUUAAAAUUUUUUAUAUUUUUAUUUAUUUUGUCUCCAGGGUUAUUGCUGGGGCUUGGAGCCUGCACUACGAAUCCACUGCUCCUGGAGGCCAUUUCCCCCCCAUCUUUUUGCCCGUUAUUGUUAUUGCUGUUGUUGCAUAGGACAGAGAAAAGUUAGAGAGCCAGGGCUCCAACCAGGAUCCUUACUCCAGUCCUUGUGCUUCGUGCCAUUGUGCUUAGCCCGCUGCGCUACUGCCCAGCCCCCAUAUUUUAAUUUUUAUUUAUUAUUGGAUAAAGACGGAGAAAUUGAGAGAGGAGAGGGAAAGAUAGAGACAGACACCUGCAGUUCUGUUUUACCAUUCAUCAAGCUUUCCCUCUGCAGGUGAGGACCAGGGCCUUGAACCCAGGUCCUUGUGCACUGUAAUGUGAACACUUAACCAGGUGCGUCACUGCCUGGCUCCUCUAUAUCUCCUCAUCUCUCUUAAUUUCUCUUUGUCCUAUCCAAUAACAAAACAAAAGCAGAAAAAAUGGCCACCAGGAGCAGUGGGUUCAUAGUGCCAGCCCUAGCGAUAACCCUGAAGCAAACAAGGGAGGGUUGGCCUUGGGUGACCACAGGACAGCAACAUUGAUCAUGGCUCCCAACUGGAGCAAGACUGGGCUUCUCAAACCUGCACUCUAUGCCCAUGUCCUGGGAGACUGCUUUUCUCCGCUCCGUGCUGCCCACAGCUUCUGCUACUCUGGACCUGGUUAGUAGCUUCUUGCUAAAGCUGUGUCCUCGCUGCUGAGCCUGCACCUGCAGGCGGGUGAGAAUAGCUGGUGGCCCUUUUGCCUGACUUCAGUGCCCUGGGACCCCUGAAGAGCCCUCCUGACCUCUGGUAGGUGCAUAGCGCAGGCCUCAGGCAUUCCUACCUGACCUUUGCACAGACACUGUGCAUCUGAGCUUUAAGUUUUCUUUUUUAAAUAUUUUAAUUAUUUAUUAGUGAGAAAGAUACGAGAGAAGAGAAGGAACCAGACAUCACUCUGGCACAUGUGUUGCCAGGGAUCAAACUCAGGACCUCAUGCUUGAGAGUCCAAUACUUUAUCUACUACGCCAUCUCCCAGACUAAUUUUUCUUUUAAAUAACUACUUAUGAGAGAGGGAGAGAGAACCAGAGCAUUACUAUGUCACAUGUGAUGCUAGGGACUGAACUCAGGACCUUGUGUUUGGGAGUCCAAUGCUUGAUCCACUACCACCUCCUGGACUGCUUGUUUUUGUGGCACUGGGGAGUCUUAACGCAUGCAAGACACCACUGAAUGACUUCUGUGGCCCAAUUUUCUUUCUGAGAAAAAAAAGAUGAGAUGGACACUGCUCUGCUCUACCAUUCAUGGAGCUACCCUGGUGCUGUUUAUAGUGCUGCUAUGUGAUUCUGGAGCCUGGAACCCAGGCUAUCACACAUAUGAAAACAUUAGCUCUGCUGGGUGAGCUGUUUACUGACCCCUCCGUAUACAUUUUAGAUUUGAUCUAUGAAUUUCCAGAAACUUUUGAGAUUUUAUUUAUGAUCCUAAUCUUUUUAAAAAAAUUUUAUUUAUUCCCUUUUGUUGCCCUUAUUGUUUUAUUGUUGUAGUCAUUAUUGUUG
Molecule: messenger RNA, 2966 nt
Organism: Erinaceus europaeus (western European hedgehog)
Lineage: Eukaryota; Metazoa; Chordata; Mammalia; Eulipotyphla; Erinaceidae
Gene: TMEM191C
Product: transmembrane protein 191C
Exons: 9
Coding region: 121-1131 (336 amino acids)
Source: RefSeq, a predicted model, not a curated record